Molecule: messenger RNA, 720 nt
Organism: Babesia microti strain RI
Lineage: Eukaryota; Apicomplexa; Aconoidasida; Piroplasmida; Babesiidae
Product: sco1/2-like protein
Exons: 6
Coding region: 1-720 (239 amino acids)
Biological process (GO): mitochondrial respiratory chain complex IV assembly
Source: RefSeq, a predicted model, not a curated record
AUGUCAUGCCGAAAUUGUGCCUCACUUAGACGUCUAUAUUCUACAUUUAAUAAAUCUAAUAAAUCUGAUUUAGACCAAUUAAAGCAUUCAUCUCGGUUUAAAAUUGGUUUUAAAUAUAUAUUAUCCAAUGCAGCUAUAUGCGGUGUUGUUGGUGGUUCAAUUUAUCUAUUCUCCGAAUCUAGAAAAUAUUCUCAAAGAGCAAAAAUUCAAUCUAGCGUACAGGGUACACCUUUAAUUGGUGGUAGUUGGUCUUUAAUUGAUCAUAAUGGGAAAAGACGCAGUGAAAAAGAUUUUUUUGGAACAUAUACUUUAAUAUAUUUCGGUUUUGCGAAUUGCCCAGAUAUAUGUCCUGAAGAAUUGGAGAAACAAAAGAUUGUUUUGGAAAAUAUAGAUAAAAAAUUCGGAAAUGUUAUUCAACCAUUAUUUAUAUCAGUUGAUCAUAAUCGUGAUACUCCUGAGAAAUUGAAAUCUUUUGUUAAACUAUUUCAUUCUCGUUUAAUUGGAUUAACUGGGAACGAAGAUGAGAUUAAAAGAGUUACAAAAUUGUUUAGGGUUUAUUAUAAUCCUGGGGUUAAAUCAGAUGGAGAAUAUUUAAUUGAUCACUCAAUUAUCCAUUAUCUUAUGGACAAGCAGGGAAAAUUCAUAGAUCUCUACGGUAAAAAUCUUACACCGCGUGAAAUGACAGCUAAAAUAAUGCAGGUUAUAUCACAGCGGAAAUGA